UCCAUCGGGCUCAAAAGAAUCAACUUUGAGAACUGAAAUUCCAAAUUACGAAUAUAAACAAACAGCUGAAAAUAGGUGAUGAAAACCUCACCAGAUGAAGUAUUAAGUCACAUUGAGUCACUGAGUCCAUGUUUGUACAGUCAGAGAAUUCUGUCGACUAUCUCCAUGAAUCUGAUUUGUGGCUACAAGAAUCAGGAAAUGGACAGAAAGUUGGGAAAAACCUUCAAAGAGAAAUUAAUCCUGAAGAAUGUCUUGGUCAAAGAAAUGAUUGCAGAAUUCUUGGGAACAUUCAUGUUGAUUGUUCUUGGAUGUGGUUCUGUAGCCCAAGCUGUCCUUAGUCGAGGGGUCGCAGGUGGAAUUGUAACCAUAAAUGUUGGCUUUGCAGUGGCUGUUGCAAUGGCUGUUUAUGUAUCAGGAGGAGUCUCUGGUGGUCACAUUAACCCAGCAGUGACCUUUGCUAUGUGUCUCUACGGACGGAUGAAAUGGUACAAGUUCCCUUUCUAUAUAGGGGCUCAGUUCCUGGGGGCUUUUAUAGGGGCUGCAACCCUCUUUGGAAUAUACUAUGAUGCAAUUAGGUGCUUUGCUGAAGGAAAACUGCUUGUCACAGGAGAAAAUGCAACAGCACAGAUUUUUGCAACAUAUCCAGUUAAAUACUUGACUGUGGCAAAUGAAUUUGCAGAUCAAGUGGUGUCUUCCUCAUUCCUUCUCUUGGUUGUCUUUGCCAUUUUUGAUGAAAAAAACUGGAGGGUCCCCAAGGGCCUAGAACCCGUCGUCAUUGGCCUACUGAUCCUGGUUCUUUCUUGCUCUUUGGGAAUGAACACUGGCUGUGCCAUGAACCCAGCUAGAGAUCUGAGUCCCAGGCUCUUCACAGCCCUGGCAGGCUGGGGGUUUGAAGUCUUCACAGCUGGAAGUCACUUCUGGUGGAUCCCAGUAGUAGGGCCUUUCCUUGGUGGAGCCAUAGGAGGUUUCAUCUAUAUUUACGGCAUUGAAAUCCACCAUGCAGACCCAGAGACAGAAGAUAAGAUGGAACAAGUAGAAGAGAAACAUGAACUUAGUGUGAUAAUGUAAUAAUAUGCCCUAUCCUGGACUGUGCAGUUGGUUGCAGUCAAGGGUCUAUAACUGUGUCUGUUCACUAAAAGUACAAAUUUGAUGAAGUUGUAAGACUGAAAGCUAGGGGAAAAUCUACUCACUUGUACUGGGCCCAGUGGGAGAGAUACUCCAUUGAAAAGGAGUAGGAUUAAGCAAGAAGUUGGGAUGGAGGCUGCUUCUGUGGCUCUGCAGGUUGGGUAUUCCCCUAGAAGAGCACUUGAGAUGGAAUCUUCUAAUGAAGAGAAUUUUCCCCCUAACUUUCUCACUUCAUCUUCGUGAUGUAAGUCCUUUGGGGUGAGACACCUGAUUACUGAUAUGCUCAACUGGAUUUAUACCAGCUUCAUUAUCUGUAAAGAAAUAUUUUUUUCAGUGCCAUUAUAUACCAGGAUUUUUAUUGUGUAUGUCCCAAAGAUUACUUUCUGAGUACCAAGGUGUGUGUUCAAAGAUUUAAGUUGUCUCAUUUAACUUAUCUGUGAUUGGAAACUUAUGGUACUUAAAAGUUCUAGGAAUUGUCAACUUUGCUGCUAUAACAUAAUUCAUCAAUGAAUCAUACAUCCUAGAAGUAGUUUUGUCAAAAACAAAACGAAACAAAACAAGAACAAAACAAAAAGCUGAAAAUGUCUUUCCAAAGAAAAUAUAAAAUGUGUGCUUACUCCUUUAGAUCAGCCAUGGAAAAAUAAAAAACCCUGGCCCACGUAUCCAUAUCUUUAAUAAACCAAAAAUUGAAUAGGAAUCAA
Molecule: messenger RNA, 1826 nt
Organism: Sarcophilus harrisii (Tasmanian devil)
Lineage: Eukaryota; Metazoa; Chordata; Mammalia; Dasyuromorphia; Dasyuridae
Gene: AQP9
Product: aquaporin 9
Exons: 7
Coding region: 79-1068 (329 amino acids)
Biological process (GO): glycerol transmembrane transport; water transport
Cellular component (GO): plasma membrane; basolateral plasma membrane
Molecular function (GO): water channel activity; urea transmembrane transporter activity; glycerol channel activity
Source: RefSeq, a predicted model, not a curated record